AGGCGCUUACAGCAGGUUGUUUACAAAUGGCGACGACCGUGAACUGAAGCAACAGGCCAAAAGUUACAGGGCUUCCACAUUCCAUAUAUCAGCCAAACAGUGACAGAGUGUUUUCUAUAAAAACAAAGUCUUGUGUAGGAUAAACAAGAGAUUUUGUGUAAUUUGUGACUUUUGCCAUGGCUAGAAGGGGAGGGACUUUACCUGCACUUCGUGCCCCUUACGCUGAAACAGAAAGUCAGGAGUAUGGGGUUGUCUACAGAAAUAGUCCACGUCCGGAGGAAAUUAUCCCUAGGGAAAGUCGGGGGCCAUCCCGCCUGGACAUUUUGGAAGAGAGGCUAGCCCAACAGGAAAGGAACACACAAACUUUGAUUGACAGAGCGUUUAAGAUUAAGGAGGAUGUGAUUGACAGUCUUAACUUUACUCACGGAACAUGGCAGGAAGAAAAACAUGCUCGCUCGAUGUUACAGGAACAUAUUCGUACCAUCACCGCCAUUGUUAACAAACUCAACACCGACAUCGCUAUGUUAGACGAUCAGUUACGCCACCGAGACAAUGCAACAGUUGGUACAAAUAAUGCAGUAAAGAACCUUGAAGUACACCAUGUUGCCUCUCUGACCGACUUACGAGGCAGAAUCGUACGCUGUGAUACGUCCAUCUCCAAACUGUCGACAGAUUUACGACAAAAUCAGGAGUCCAUGAAACAGAUAAACAACCAAUCAGCAGAUAACAACAAUAAAGUGUUGGACAGAGUACACCAGUUGGAAUCCAGGCUUGUCCAAGUGACCAACACUCUUGACCGGUAUGUAGGGGAACAGAAGAUGAAGAUAACACACUUAGAGGGUGACCAUGGACAGCAGCUGGCCCUGCUGGACACCAAGACACGUACACUCAUUGAUGACCUUAAGAACUCAUUCCACAUCUUCCAAACCAACACAGAAGGAGAGAGAGAAAAGUUGGAAUCCCGUCUGUACAGUCAUAUAGACAAGAUAUCUCAGGCUAAAGACACCCUCAUUGAAAAAGUUGAGCGGCGGAUGGAUGAGAACCACUAUGUAACGGAUGCGCGACUAGCAAAGUUAGAGGAGGGGCUUCAUGAGGAGAGGGCACGCAUCACCGAACUCCAACACCAACUGGAAUCCAAACUGAUGCUGAAGUUGGACAACCACAUAAAGACCAAUGCAGAAGAGUUCGGACGGUUAAAACGUGAGACGAGGGAAGGAUUCUCAACCGUCCAUGAGAGCAUCAGUAACAUGAAAACUGUCAUGGAAGGAAAACGGAAACUUCUUGAGGACCAGCUCAGAAAAGAAAUCGGCCAAAUCAGGAAAAUGGUUGUACUUGUAUGAUUUUCUGACCGCGGACAUGGAACAUGGAGGUCUGUUUUUAUGUAUGGAUUACAUUGUAUAAAAAGACAAUGGCUGUAUCUAUGUGUAUAACAAAGAAUUUCAGUCAGGAUAAGGAUGUGUCGUGUUUUAUAGGGAAAUUACAGUCGUACAUUGUAGUAACAACAUAUAUACUUCAGGACACUCUUUACAUACCAUAUUUAUCCUACAAUUAGCCAACAAAUGUAAAAUAAUAUUUAUUGGCAUUUCUUAUGAACUGCAAUAAGAUAGGGGUGGGCUUAUUACCAGACAUGGACUUAUUAUCAGGUAUUAUGGGCUUAUUACCAAACAUGGACUUAUUACCAGACAUGGACUUAUUACCAGACAUUGACUUAUUACCAGACACAGCUUAGUACCAGGCUUAUUACCAGACAUGGACUCAUUACCAGACAUGGACUUAUUA
Messenger RNA from Pecten maximus, 1779 nucleotides. RefSeq names its product protein FAM81A-like. The record is from RefSeq and is a predicted model, not a curated record. NCBI's taxonomy places the organism in Eukaryota, Metazoa, Mollusca, Bivalvia, Pectinida, Pectinidae. The coding region runs from base 177 to 1340 and encodes 387 amino acids. The transcript has 6 exons.